AUGCCUCGUCUCUACCAUAGGUCUCAGCUCGCGCUGCAUAUCAAGCGGGCCAUUUGUGCCCAUCAACAGGCAAACCCUCUGCUGCGCCACGUGGACCUCGCACGUUGGUGUUUCACGCGUUUUGGUGUGAGGCCCGACCGUUCGACCAUUGGUCGCGUUCUCAAAGGCGCCGACCGAUGGCACGUUCCUGAUGACGCCGUGGACGCCAUUCGCGUCCGCGGCGGGGCAUACCCCGAACUGGAGCGCUCGAUGGCACGCUGGAUUUCAAAUGCAGGCCCCGCUGGCGUCCCUCUCACCCUCGCCACUAUUCGCGACCAUGUUGCGACGAUGGCGCGUGCGAACAGCGCUCCGCCGACUUUCCGUUGCUCCAUCGGCUGGGUCCGCCGUGCGCUGCGCCGCCAGGGAGUACGGUGCAUGAGCGCGGUCGGCGAGGCGGCCGACCAGGAUCUGAACGCAGUGCGCACCACUAAGGAGAAGCUUCCUCAGCUUCUCAUGCAUCUCGGCGUGCGCCCGCGUGAUACUUUCAAUUUCGACGAGACUGCGCUGUACAUCAGCGUGCUUCCUCGCAAAACGUACGGCACGGGCAGGUCGGCAGGGCGGAAGGUUCCGAAGGACCGCCUUACCGUCGGCUUCUUGGUUAAUGCGGACGGGACGCACGCAUUCCGUCCGCUUGUCAUCUCCAAGGCUAAGCGGCCACAUGAUUUCAGGCCGGACUUCGACCCCGAGGAGUAUUGCUACUGGCGCAACACCGCUAAGGGGUGGAUGACCAAAGCCCUGGACACCGCCAUGUACGCAGAGGGCCGCCAAGUCGUCGUGCUGCUCGACAACGCGAGCAGUCACACCCUGACAACCGAGGGCGCAGAAACCGAGGACCUCUUCGGGUUCCGCACGCGAAAGCUCAGUAACGUGCGCCUCGUCUACCUGCCGCCGAACACCACCUGCUUCACGCAGCCACUCGACCAGGGGAUGAUCGCCAUGACGAAGGCGCGGUACCGCCAGCACUGGCUCCGCGCCUUCACCGGCAUGUGGACUGCUGACGGCGCGACUUCCGCGGCGGCAAGGUUCAAGCCGAACCUCCCGCUGCUGGUGGCGCACCGAGUGCCUACCCGGGCGUGGGCGAUGGAACUCCCGCACGUGGAACAGAGCGGCGACCCACAAGUCCAGGCUGGGGGUGACAUUGGCCUGGACGAGGAGUUGAACGACGUAGGCGUCUUAAUCGAUCGUCUCGGCCUCGGGCCGUCCGCGCUACCUGCGGCAGAGUUCGUCGGAAUUGAUGACAACCAGCCGACGUGCGCCGAGCCGGGCGAGGACCCCCUGGCGCGGGAGCCGGCGUCGGCGCAGACGGCGCAUAUGUGGGAGGCGCCGGCGGCGAUGCAAGCGGUGUACGACGAUAACAACCCUGCGACGCGCGAAGCUCGUCGCACUGCACGCGCCGCCUGCGAGAUGCUCAUUGGGUACGCGCGUGCGACGUGCAUCACGCCGAGGGAUUUGUGCGCGCUGUUUGACAUCCGCAACCCCAUGAUCAUCGCGCGGAUGGAGCGCGCAAGCCCGGCACUUAACCUUAACGCUACUCCGCCGCCAACGCCGACACACGAGGACACCCCGCCGGCAGAGACUCCACGUCGCCGCGGUCGCCUUCUGCCGGCAUGGAUGACGGUGCCGACCCCUGACUGGUCGUUCGACGUUCGUGCGCGUAGACAACGGCAGCGGGCGGCCUUUUCUUGCGGAGAUUGGGUGAGCGCGGGUCUGUGCCACUGGAGGUGGGGGGACGCGGCGACCACGGCGGAGAUUUCCGCUCGCGAUCAUGGAAGCGCCAGCGUUCCGCGCGAGUGGGGGGAAGUGCUCCUUCCGCACGGCGAUCGCGGAAUUCCGCCUGGCGGGAGCGAGGAGAGAGCGGAUGCGGCACCAGCCAGACCCGACAGCCAUGCGAAGAAGAAACCGCCAUCGCUAGACGAAACCCCCGUUGGUUUCGAGCCGAGCCAAGCAUCGCGGGAUAAGGCGCGAGUCGCAUCUGAAGAGGCGGGCGGUCCGGUUUGCGCUUUGGACGAGAACAGCGCGUUACGGGAUGGGAGGGUUGCUGUGAGCGCCGCGCUUGAUUUGCGAGAAGAAGCAGCAGGCUGCGCGAGUGUUUGCGAAGCGGUGUGCCCGCCGGGCGACGAGUGUGCGAUGGAGUGCGAGUGCGCGAAGGCGGUGAAAGCCCACUCUUCGUCGUCGCAAUCCUCUACUCUGACGGCGGCAGGUGCGACAGCUGCGACAGCUGCGACGGGUUCGGCAGAUGCGGUGGAUGCGAUGGAUGCGACGGAUGCGACGGAUGCGACGGAUGGGAACGCACUAAACCCUACGAGCGCAUGGAACGCUUUGGUAGCGUCAGGCAAUGAGGCAGUACGUGGUGGUGAUGGUAGCAGGAGCAGCAGUAGCAGCAACAGCACGGUCAUCGCUCCUUCCGCGUCGCCCUCUUUCCCUCCGCCUGUCCUCCGCGCGCCUUGUGUUCCCGCUGCGCAGCUUUCGCUCGCGGAAGAGGCGGGCGGGGCGCAUGAGCGGGAAACAGAUGCGCAAGAUGCUUACGGUACAACGGCGCUUCGUGAUGCGCGGGCGGCGCUGGAUUUGGGAGGCGGAGGGGGCUGGGCAGGUCACGAGGGGGAGGAAGAAGGGGGAGCGGCGGAGCGGCAAGCCGGGGAGGUGGUGUGGCGCGAGUUGGGAGCUGUCUGGGUUGCGGAGGAAAGGGGCGGAGUGGAGGAUGAGCAUACUUUGAGUGUGGAAAGUUCGUGGCGCAAGAGGCAGCGGGGGUUAAGAAGGAAGGCGAUGCGGGUUGGCAAUGGGGGAGAGAUGCUGACUGAGAGAGAGGGGAGAAUUCCGUUGAAGAGAGGGGAGAGGAGGGUGGGGAGGAGUGAGGAAAGGCGGAGAGGUAUACCGGAAGACGCAGAGGCAGGGGAAGCGGAGGAGGAGGAGGAAGGGAAAGAGAGGGUGGAGGAAAGGGAAGGAGCGGCGGUUCAGAUGUCUAGAAAGCGGAGGCAUGCGGUUGAAGGCGGGCGCGUUGUUGGGGGAUCCAGGCACACCGCAGUGAAGCCAUACCCUGAAGAGGGGUGUGGAGCGGAGAGGUUGCGUGGGAAUGCGGAAGGUCAGCCACACCGCAAGAAGCAUGCGGGAGGCAAGAGUGUGCGUGUGAUCCGGGGGCCCCCUUCACAACAGCCGCUCUUGGCGAAGUGCCAGGUGGCACUUGCUCACGCACAGGAGGGGAGGAAGGCAGCGAGCAUGCGCGUGGGGAGGGAGAUUCGCAGUGAGCCAAAGGCAGGCGCGGUGGGAGGCGAAAGGUGGGAAGCUGAUGAUGAGGUGGUGGAGGUGCCUGUAACGAGGAUUGCGUGUGGGCAGAGAGGGGGAGCAGCGGUGCCAGUGGCAGGUGGUGGAGAAGGCGCGGAAGAAAUGCGUGCAGCUGUGUUGGCGAGGGGAAGAUUCGCCGACGAGGUUGCAAGAGAUGGUUCGCAGCAGCCGAAGAUGGACGAUCUGUGCGGGUCUGGGACUGCUGCUGCUGCCGCCGCCGCUGCUGCUGCUGCUCCUGCAGCAGACAGUGAAGGCAGCAACGCUGACAGUCUUGGCGGGAGUGAGAGAGAGAGCGGGAGUGGGAGAGGGAGAGAGAGGCGGGCCAUUCACGCCCUGGAUUGUACGCUGGAUGACCCUCUGCUUCUUGCAGCCAACCACCUGUGCGGCUCGCCUAAGAACUUUCAGCUGCCACUGGCGCUGACACAGGGGCUGGGGGCUUGGGCGGGAAGAGGCAGUAGUGACAAGUGGUGUGCUCAGGAGGUGAGGUGUGCAGGCGAAACGGGCAUGGGGGACGUGCAUGGGAGGGCGAGAUUCAGGAGGGCAUGUCGUGCGUUCAGGAUGAAGGGUGAAGCUGGAGGCGUUUGUGAGCGGGAGGAGGACAAGGAUGAGCAUGUGGGUGGAAUGGUGGGUAAGAGGGUGGAGGAGGACGAGGAGGAGGAGAAGGAAGAGGUGGAGGAGGAGGAAAAGGAGGAGGAGGAGGAAGAGGAGGAGGAGAAGGAGGAGGAGGAGGUGGUGGUGAUAGAAGUGAUCGUACUUUCAGACGAUGAUUCUGACGAGGACGAGGAGUGUGAGGGGCAAGAGGAGGAGCAAGAGGAUGCUGAUGCUGGUGAGGAUGGUGUGGUGGAGGUGAUGAUGGUUAAUAGGGCAGCAGCGACUUACCAGGAGCGUUUCCAGCAGCGGCUGAGAGGGAAGGCGGCACGAGGGAAGGGCGAUGAUGCACAGAACCAGGCUGAUCGACUCAAGGAAUUCAGCACAGCUGGUAGUGACGACGAGGGAUGGGAGGACAGUGCAGGUGAGGAUAUGGCUCAGCAUGAAGCUGCCGAGUGUAGGAAGACUGCGGCAGAGGCGAUGGGGUUGCAGGCGCUAGUGAAGGCCUUUCGAGGCGCCACCAACUCAUGGAAGGGCAAGUCACCCUACACCUCGCCUGGAGGAAAUUCGACGUUGGCCACGAGCCUCGCGCUCGUCCUCGUCUUCCUCGUCUCCAUGUGGCUGUUCACUUCGCCGGCAAAGAGUCCCGCCAACGGAUUGCAGCGCAUUGCGGAAGACGCGGUUUACACGGCGGUGGUAGUCGAGGAGCGGCGGGAAGAGUCCGCGGAGAGGCAGGCGGCGCAGUACGAGGGCGAGAAGGCGCAGGAGGCGCGCGAACAGGCGAAGGUGGCGGCGGAACUGCAGCAAGUGGAGGAGCGGAUUAAGGAGCUGGGCGGUACCGACGCUGCAGACGGCGAUGCUGACGUGGAGCGCAAGAACAGCCGCAAGGAGGGUCCUGCUGACGACAGCAAGGCGGAGCCGCUGCCGAGCCAGGCGGCGGAGUCGAAGGUGGAGCAGGCGCACGCGGAGACCGAGCCCGAUACCCAGGAAAGCAGCACCGCCGAGAACAGCGACGCGACGGGCGAGACUUCCGAGGCAGGCGCAGCGAGCAAGGAGGAGGAGGAAGAGAAGGCGGAGAAGGCGGAGAAGGCGCAAGAGGAGGGGGAGGAAGCUUCCGCGUCGCGACCGACAUCGGUGGCGCCGUAUCCGCUGUGCGUGGAGCAGAGCGACGACUACAUCCCGUGCCUGGACAACGAGAAGGCGCUGCGGCAGCUCAAGAGCACGAGCCACUACGAGCACCGCGAGCGGCACUGCCCCGCCGUGGACGAGGUGCCGCGCUGCGUGCUGCCGCUGCCCGACGGGUACAAGCCGCACAUCACGUGGCCCGAGAGCCGCGACCAGAUCUGGUACAGCAACGUGCCGAAGCCGUCGCUAGCGAAUUACAAGGCGGAUCAGAACUGGGUGAAGGCGGACGGCGACAAGUUCCUCUUCCCGGGCGGCGGCACGCAGUUCAAGUACGGCGCCACGCGCUACAUCGAAUGGGUGCACGACGUGUGUCCGGAGCUGGCGUGGGGCAAGCACGUGCGCGUGGUGCUGGACAUGGGGUGCGGCGUGGCGAGCUUCGGCGCGUACCUGGACGCGUUCGACGUGCGCGUGAUGUCCGUGGCGCCCAAGGACGAGCACGACGCGCAGAUCCAGUUCGCGCUCGAGCGCGGAGUCAGCGCGCUCGUGGGCGUCAUGGGCACGCAGCGCCAGCCUUACCCCGCGAACUCGUUCGACGCGGUGCACUGCGCGCGGUGCCGCGUGCCGUGGCACAUCGAGGGCGGCAAGCUGCUGCUGGAGCUCAACCGGCUGAUUCGCCCCGGGGGGUACUUCGUCUGGUCCGCCACGCCGUUGUGCCUGCACUGCUCCGCUAAGGAACCCGACGACAAGGAGAUCUGGAGCGCGAUGCGCAAGCUGACGAAGAACAUGUGCUGGAAGCGGCUGGCGAAGAAGGUGCACCGCGAGUUCGGCAUCGGCGUGGCCGUGUGGCAGAAGCCCCUCGACAACGAGUGCUACGACGCGCGCCCGCGCAAGACCAUCCCGCCCUUGUGCCCCGACAGCAACCGCGCGGACGCCGCCUGGUACGAGCCGAUGGAGGCGUGUAUGCACCGCAUUCCCGCCGCCAAGGCGCUCACCACGUGGCCCGCGGAGGGGCGCAACCGCCUGGUGACGGCGCCCGCGCGCAUGGCGGAGGUGGCGCGCGGGCUGUUUGGCAAGGCGGGCCCCGCGGACUUUGACGCGGACACGGAGUUCUGGGAGCGCGAGACCAAGCGGUACUCGCGGCACCUCAACAUGGACUGGACCACCGUGCGGAAUGUCAUGGACAUGGACUCGCAUUAUGGCGGAUUUGGUGCGGGCAUUUCUGACAAGCCUCUGUGGACCAUGAACGUGGUCCCAGCUGGGAACGCGAGUGAGGGGCUGGACACGCUGCCCAUUGUGUUUGACCGCGGGCUGCUGGGCGCGUACCACGACUGGUGCGAGGCCUUCAACACAUACCCGCGCACCUACGACCUGCUGCACGCCGACCGCCUGCUGGGGAAGAUGAUGCGAGGCAGCAGGUGCGACGUGGAGGCGGUGAUGCUAGAGAUGGACCGCAUACUGCGGCCCAUGGGGUACGCCAUCAUCCGGGACACGGCACCGCACCUGCCACGCAUCGAGGCCAUUGCGAAGCAGCUGCACUGGGAGGUGAAGAAGGCGUUCCGGCGCCCUGGUAGCUCGGUCAUCAGCUUCCAGAAGACCAUGUGGCGCCCUGUUGCUGCUUAG
Messenger RNA from Closterium sp. NIES-65, 6651 nucleotides. NCBI's taxonomy places the organism in Eukaryota, Viridiplantae, Streptophyta, Zygnematophyceae, Desmidiales, Closteriaceae. The record is from the annotation of a GenBank genome assembly.